UAAAUUCAUUCAAGGGAAAUGAUUUUGUGUCAACAUUUAAUUGUUACAGAUUGAUAGUCGUAUGAUUAAUUAAUGAUUAGUAUUGUUGUGUUUUAGUUUGAUUGAAUUUUUCAUCAAUUGUUUUCUCAUUCUGAUAAUCAAUUAUUUCAUUUCAAUCUAUUUCUGUAUUUCAACUCAUCAAAAUUCAUCUUCAUUCAACAGCAACAAUCAGGAUUAUCGCAAUGAGAUCAAGUGAACAUCAAUCUUAAACUUACAACAAUCAAGGUUUUCGUAAUUAUCUAAAUAAAUCAUUUCUAGAGUCUACUAAUCAAAAGGGAAUUUAAACAAAACAACAACAACCAUCAUCUCCAUCAUUUGACUGAAAGAUAUUCGAAUGAAAGUUGAUUUGUUAAUUGAACAACCAGUUAAUUCUUUUUAAGGACAACUUGUUCUCAAAUCUAAACAAUCUUAUUGUUAAUUCUCCUCCUUUUGAUGGUCAAACCUCUUUUCGCUGUCAACAAUUAUCUUCCCUCUUGUUACUGUGCGUCUUGUCUCAUUGUUUACAUCGCUCUUCAAUUCAAUUCACUCAACCAGGCUAUUAACGAGUUAUACCUAUUGUGUCAUUUUAAAUUAUAAUCACCAUCAUGUUACAUGAGAAAGAAUCAACGGAGCAUCACAAUUGUUUCAAAGAAAAAUCUAUUACCUUUGGUGAAACCAACAGUUUCCGCAAGAAGAGUAUCGCUCGUUUGAAAGAACUUCAAGAAAAAGUGAAAACGGAAGUGAAACAAAUCGAAAUGAUCAGUAAAAAGGCCAAAGCCGGAAUUCAUUGUAAUGAUGAGUUUAUCUAUGAAAAGUCACGACAAAUGAACGGCGGUUGGGUUUUAUCGAGUCGACAGAUGCAAUUCCUUUCCAAAUAUCCUUAUAUCUACUGUGCUACUGCGGGAUCCAUUCUUGAGAUGCUUUGUCUCCAAAGAUUUUGGACCAACCUCGCUCGUUUUAUUCCGAAAUUUGUUGCUCCUUCUUUGAUCACCUUCACUGGUCUUGCGAUUAACAUUUUCUGCUCACUUAACGUAAUUUAUCUCGCACCAACUCUCAAAGAAGAAGUUCCUUCGUGGGCAUUUCUACUCUGUGCUAUUGGUACUUUUCUUUACCAAACUUUAGACGCGCUUGAUGGUAAACAAUCGGCCAAAGUGCAAAACACUCAAAUCGAAGAGUUGACUGACCAUGGAUGCGACGCUGUCUCAACCAUAUUCGUUACCAUCGCAACUGCGAUCGCCUUCCAGUGGUAUCAUCCAAAUCUAUUAUUUUUAUUCUCCAUGGUGACAUUUGUUGCAUUUUUCUCAACUCACUGGCUCGAUCAUGUUACUCAUUGUAUGGUAUUUAAGAAAAUUGACGUGAGUGAAGCUCAAUGGGCAAUGAUUAUCACUCAUGGACUAACUGCUUAUGGAGGCCAAAAGAUUUGGCGAUAUUCAAUUUUCUCAAUAUUCAAUGUGGAUAUAACUGUUACUCAUGUGAUGGCUCUUUUAACUCUCGUAUCUUUAAUGAAUGUCAUUUACGACAAUUUAAAUAUGUCUGUUCUAGGAAAGAAAACUCCACUGGAAGAAUCCGGUGUUAAUAUCCCUCGGCGAACAAGUCACUCGAUCUACAAUCCACUUUACCCUCUAGGGCUUUUGUUGUUCCUCUCCUGGUUUAAUUAUGUCUCUGGUCUAUUCACAUUGAAUUCGACUGCUUUCAUUAUGGUCUAUGGAUUCGCAUUUGCAAAACUUGUCAUAGCUUUGGUAAUGGCCAAUGUUUCUCGUGGGGAAAUGGACAAAUGGGACUCGAGUCUUGUAGCUCCUCUUUUAUUGACAAUCAAUCAAUCGCUGAUUGGACUUAUCCAUCCCUACACUGCUCUUCUUUGUGCUUUGGUCUAUUCGAUGAUGGAUUUUGCUCGUUACUUUACUUAUGCAUGUUGGGAUCUAACCAGUGCUCUUGAUUGUUACAUUUUAUCAAUCAAAUAUCCGGUUGGUCAUGAAAAAUGGCGAGGAGGCAACGAAGGAUUUUAUAUCAAUGGACUGAAUAACGAGGAUGUUAAAAGGUCAUGGAAAAAAUUCGAAGAGACUGAGAAAGAUGGACUCAUGAAGGAUCUCUUCUGUUAUGAGUAAUUUGAAAGGAAUCGUGACAAAUCUCAACCAUGGAUCAAAUUUUGAAGAAAUUGAAUUGUUAAAGAAGAUCAAUUUUCUUUAUUUUCACUCGAAUCUUAAUUUGUUCUUAUUGAAUUUAUAGUCGUUUUCUGUUGAAUUUUACUAUUUUAAUUUUUUGUCUAAUGGACACGACAAACCGAAUGUAAGUCCGUUCGGACUUUGGACAAAAAUCUGUUGGAAAACCAAUGACGAUGAUGAUUUUAAAUCAUCUUUAAUUUUGUGAUAUCUGAGAAACUAUGGAAAGUUUCAAUUGCUCUGAGACAAACAAACUUUCAACCUUUGGAUGUGAAAACCAAGAUUAUCCCCACAAGAGGCAUAAAAAAGACAAUUUUCCAACGUCGAUCAGAAAAAAAGACAUUUAUGACUGAUUGUUACAAUUUGAUCAUCUCAAAUUAGUUGAAUCGAUAUGUAAAAAUAUAAUUUUCACUUAAUUUUGACAAUUAACCGAUAACUUUACGUUAUCAGUGUUAAUCUACCAAAGAAACACAAACAUAUUAAUCUAACACUCGAAGCCUUUGUUCAAGCUAAAAAAGAGGAUAAAAUGUAUAGUUGAUUGAUUAGCUUGAAAGAAACUCAAUUCUAAUUUAUUUUACCUCAAAUUCAGGUCAUGAAUGAAAAUUAAAUGUUAUUUGUGGUCCAUUGUAAUUUUUUCUAGUAGUUAAUUUGAAUAAAAGCUGCCGUUGUUAAUUACACUUAA
Molecule: messenger RNA, 2859 nt
Organism: Panonychus citri (citrus red mite)
Lineage: Eukaryota; Metazoa; Arthropoda; Arachnida; Trombidiformes; Tetranychidae
Product: cholinephosphotransferase 1-like
Biological process (GO): phosphatidylethanolamine biosynthetic process
Cellular component (GO): endoplasmic reticulum membrane; Golgi apparatus
Molecular function (GO): ethanolaminephosphotransferase activity; diacylglycerol cholinephosphotransferase activity
Source: RefSeq, a predicted model, not a curated record